AUGAAUAACUUCGGGGUAAUAGAGGUCGCCAGCACCAGGACGACCCACGCCCCGGGAUGGGCAUACAUCCCAGACCUGACUGCUAGCGCCGCCGCUCUCCAGCAACAACAGCAGCAGCAGCCCACGAGCCGCAAGCGCGCCCGCAACCAGCCCGCGCUCAGCUCCUCGGACGUGUCGGCGCGGCACGACGCCCGCGUGCAGAAGGAGCUCGCGCAGCUCAACCGAGACAACUUCAAGGACGUGAGCAUCGCGGUGCCGCCCAAGACGGCGCGGGCGGCGGCCCAGAGCAAGAGCACGCCCAACGUGCGCAAGAUCCUCGCCUCGCAGAAGACCUUCGCCAACCACCUCGACGACUUCGAGGCCCAGAAGGCGCAGCUCGAGAACAACCCGGCUGCUGCGGCCGCUGCUGCCGCGAACCAGGCCCUCAUUGCCCGCACGCAACAGCAGCUGCUGUCCACCAAGCCGCCGUCGAGCUCGAAGCGAUCCGGCGGGCAUAAGAAGGCCCCGCCGAAGGUCGAGGCAGCCGAGGAUGUCGAGAUGGCCGACGCCGCUGCCCCGAGCGUGCUGCCCACGGAUCCGGAAUCUGCCAUCCUCGCGCCGUACACCAAGCAGCCGCCGGCAGCGCAUCCCGCCGACGCGGAUCCCCUUCUCGAGACCAACUCCUGGGUGCCGCCCUUACCAACGGACGACGAGCUGCGGGAGCUGAUGACCGCCUUGCCGCUCAACUACAACCAGGCGCGAGGCACAUGGGGUCCCGACGACGCACGGUAUCCGCCAAGGCAUUUCUGUGAGCUGUGCGGAUAUUGGGGCCGUGUGCGGUGUAUGAAGUGCGGGACGCGCGUCUGCGCCUUGGAUUGUCUGGAGCUGCACCGCGAGGAGUGCGUUACGCGGUUUGGCUACUGA
This is a messenger RNA of Phaeoacremonium minimum UCRPA7, 903 nucleotides long. Its product is annotated as putative hit finger domain-containing protein. Gene Ontology annotation, biological process: chromatin remodeling. The transcript has a single exon. The record is from RefSeq and is a predicted model, not a curated record. The coding region runs from base 1 to 903 and encodes 300 amino acids. Gene Ontology annotation, molecular function: nucleosome binding. NCBI's taxonomy places the organism in Eukaryota, Fungi, Ascomycota, Sordariomycetes, Togniniales, Togniniaceae. Gene Ontology annotation, cellular component: Swr1 complex.